Aspergillus campestris IBT 28561 is the source of this 1785-nucleotide messenger RNA. RefSeq names its product Hsp70 family protein. The transcript has 8 exons. Lineage: Eukaryota; Fungi; Ascomycota; Eurotiomycetes; Eurotiales; Aspergillaceae. Bases 1 to 1785 code for a protein of 594 amino acids. The record is from RefSeq and is a predicted model, not a curated record.
AUGGCGUCCAACAGCAGCAGGGACUUCAUGGACAAAUCGUCCCGGUCUUCCACGGGUCACAUCCCAGAUAGGAUUAUCGUCGGCAUUGACUACGGGACCACAGCAACAAAGAUCAGCGUCAUCCCUGUCCAGGGUCAGGGUCGAGACAGUCUCUCGGACGUUGAAUUCAUCGACACGUGGCGGAAGGCUUCGGCAGCACGCAAAGUCCCUUCCAGCAUCGCAUAUCAGUCCGAUAAUUCAUCGUUCUCCAUGCGCUCGCCAUGCUGGGGGUUUGAGAUCGAGCAUGAAAUGAAGGCAUACUCCUGGACAAAGCUUCUCCUGGAUGACCAUGUGGAACCUGCCCAGUUUGACGACCAGAUUCUGAGGAACACGGUUUCCCGGGGCAUUGUUCGCCCGGGUCAGAAAGAGCCCGUCGACGUCGUUGCCGACUACCUCAAACACGUGUUGGACUAUGCGUGCCGCUUCAUGCGUUUGCAAGUUCCGGGGUUCGGCCAAGUCCCCGUCGACGUUCGCUUUGCCGUUCCCGCUACAUGGUCCCAGAAAGCGCGACAAUUGAGCGAGCGCGCAAUGACCCAUGCCUGGGGUGACAGAGGACCACAGAGCACGUUGGCGUUUAUGUCCGAGCCUGAGGCGGCUGCGGAAGUAAUCUACCGGCAAUUCGGGCCCCAGCUCAAGGCUGGAGACGGGAUUUUGAUCUGCGACUGUGGCGGUGGAACCGUGGACAUUGCGGCCUAUCUGGUGACCGAUUGCCUAAAUUUCAACUUGCUCAAGCUCACCAGCGUACAAGGGGGGAAAUGUGGCGGCACGGCCAUCGACAGUCGACUCUAUGAUCUGAUGAGGCAGCGGCUCCCCUACACAUUUGAUUCCUUGAAUCACCUCAUUGCCCCUAGGAGCGAAUUCAUGACCGCAUUUGAAGAUGUCAAACAGCAAUUUGGUCUGGAUGUGCCCCGGAAGACUCAUAGAUUACCACUUGAGCCAAGAAGACUAAGGGAGGACUGCACGUUGCCAUACUAUGACCCUGAAACUAAGACAUUUACUCUUUUCCCCGAGGACAUGCAACAUUUGUUUGACCCAGUUAUCGCUAAGAUCACUGCCUUGGUUAGCUCGCAGGUCAUGGCUGCAGAUAUAGCUUAUGGCUCACCAGUGAUUAAUCGAAUCUUUCCUGUUGGCGGAGUAGCCUCCUCGCCGUACAUUCAGAAAGCACUGCGCGGAUGUUUUGAAAUAUCAGGGAAGUUGGCCGUGACUGUCCCUCGCGACCUAGAUCCAGCACUCGCUGUCGCCACCGGAUUGGUACUACAUGGCCUACGGACCCGCUCCCGGGAUGUGUUCGACAGUCCUCGGCAUUAUGGGCUCCGGUCUUGCCGGUCACCUAUCAUGGUGCCAUGCGGUGAUGGGAACGUGCAAGUGCGGGCCGAGGAACUGGUAUCGUGGGUGGUCGCCAAGGGUGAGGAAAUACACCAUGAAGAGACCCGGGUUCACACCCUCUAUCGGCUAUUUGCAGACCACGAAACCGCGGUGAUGACAAUACCCGUCUAUUCUUGUGAGGAAUGGCACCGGCCUGACACUGCCCAGUCUGAUGUGGUCGCACACGCCGGGUUCAUCGUUGCGAAUCUCUCGGCCCUUGAUUUGAGCAGAUUCUGUUGGGAGACAACCCAGGAAGGCACAGUCUGCCUACUGGAGCAUCAUGUCCAGACCGUCUUUGACGCCAAGAGGGAGACUUUACACUUUACCGUGAUGGCACUCGAUACGAUAAUCGGUACUCUAUCUCUUCCAGUACGGCGGUGA